Messenger RNA from Sinocyclocheilus rhinocerous, 2740 nucleotides. Its product is annotated as poly [ADP-ribose] polymerase 3-like. Gene Ontology annotation, biological process: double-strand break repair; protein poly-ADP-ribosylation. The record is from RefSeq and is a predicted model, not a curated record. NCBI's taxonomy places the organism in Eukaryota, Metazoa, Chordata, Actinopteri, Cypriniformes, Cyprinidae. The coding region runs from base 119 to 1711 and encodes 530 amino acids. The transcript has 11 exons. Gene Ontology annotation, cellular component: site of double-strand break; nucleolus. Gene Ontology annotation, molecular function: NAD+ poly-ADP-ribosyltransferase activity.
GUCGUGACGUUGACGUAAACUCGCUCAGAAACGCGGAAGUCAGGCUGCAGACAGUCCCGAAGCGUCAGAGUGAAUCUGCAAACUUUGUCAGCACAGUUACUAGCAGAGAGGAAAGAGGAUGGCACCUAAGAGAAGGGCAAAAUCAAGCACCAAAGCUGGAGGGAAGAAGGUAAAGGUGGAGCCUGAAGCUCCCCCGAAGGACAAGUUCGCCUCUGCCAAAGAGGCUCUGAAGGCAACAGUGCCACAGGUGAAGGGCACGAGGAACCCAGACAGCUUCUGUCAUCUAUCAAAUGCUGAGGUUCACGAAGAUUAUGACUGUAUGCUAAACCAAACCAACAUUGGAAACAACAACAACAAAUUCUAUGUAAUCCAAGUCUUAGUGUCUGGAGGAAAGUACUAUUGUUGGACAAGAUGGGGCAGAGUGGGAGAGUCAGGCCAGAACAAUUUAGCCGGUCCAUCUACCGUUGAUGCAGCCAUUAAGAAUUUUGAAAAGAAAUUCAAAGAUAAGACCAAGAAUAAUUGGAGCGAUCGUGAAAACUUUGUCUCGCAUUCUGGAAAAUACACAUUGAUAGAGGUAGAUGGGGACCAGGAUGCAGAAGUGAAGGUGGACACUGUAGAUGGUGGAGAUGUGAAGGUGAAAACUGAACAACAUGUUCUGCCUUGUACAUUGGAUGAGGCAACUCAAAGACUCAUCCGAUUCAUCUUCAACAACGACAUGUUCAAAGAAGCCAUGACCAGCAUGAACUUGGAUAUUAAGAAGAUGCCCUUGGGGAAACUCAGCAAGCAGCAGAUAGCCAAAGGCUUUGAGGCUUUGGAGCUGAUUGAAGCUGCAAUAAAGAAGGGGGAACGGAACAAGUUAGAAGAACUCACCAGCAAAUUCUUCACCAUAAUUCCUCAUAACUUUGGCCGCAACAGACCACCUAUCAUCUCUGAUGAUUCUGUCCUUCAGGGCAAGAAGGAGAUGCUUUUGGUUCUUGCAGACAUCGAGAUUGCCCAGAGUCUUAAAGCUGAAUCCGAGAAAGCCAAAGAAGAAAUGAAGGACACAGUGCCACAUCCAUUUGACCAAAAUUACCAGUCUCUGAAAUGCAAGCUAAGCUUAAUGGAUAAAAAGUCAAAGGAAUUUAAGAUUAUUGAGAAGUACUUGAAUGCCACUGGAAGAAAAGGACUCACUUUGGUGGAUGUCUGGGAAGUUGACAGAGAUACAGAGGCUGAGCGCUUCAGGGAAAAUUAUGCAUUGGAGAACCGGAAGCUGCUUUGGCAUGGAACAAAUGUGGCAGUGGUCGCAGCCAUUCUGAAGAGCGGCCUUCGCAUUAUGCCCCAUUCUGGUGGACGUGUGGGCAGGGGAGUCUAUUUUGCUUCUGAAAACAUCAAAUCAGCUGGCUAUGUGUGUCCAUCCAACAACAUUGGCAUCAUGUUUCUAAAUGAAGUUGCUUUGGGAAAAGAGUACACCAUCACGCAGGAUGAUUCCAGCCUAAGGAAGGCUCCCGCUGGCUAUGACAGCGUAGUUGCACGUGGAAGCCAAGAACCAGAUCCCUCAAAAGAUGUCUUCAUUGAGUUGGAUGGUAAAAAGGUGGCAGUUCCUCAGGGAAAAGUCAUAAAACAACAGCAGUACCAGGGAAGUUCCUUCUUCAACAGUGAGUACCUCAUCUAUGAGGAAAGCCAGUGUCGCAUCCGAUACCUCCUGGAAUUGAAGUUCAGUUCUUGGAGCUGAUUUGAAAACCUGGAACUGUAUACACUUACAGUUAUGCAUAUAUAACCACUUAUAAAUGUCACUUCUGCUACGUGGUUUCACUCUCACUUAUAAAGCGUUGAAUGUUCCGUUAUAAUCGUUGUUAUUUUAUAAUAAUUUUGUUAUUAUUAACAUUAUUGUUAUUUUGUUAAGUUGAAUGUUAAAUUGUGAUUUUUGUGUGGCAGUAAUACAGUUUAGCAAUGUUAAUUUGACGGUUCCUCUAUUUAUUGAGUCGGAAAGUCUAAUAAAUAUUUAAUAACUUCAUUGCACCUUUAUUAUGUACUGUAAACUUGGUCAAUAUAGCCAUUACAGUAUGUUUUUCUCAUUUUGCCUUCUCUCCGAUUGAGGUUUGAAUGUCUUCUUAUCAUUACUCUUCUGUAACUGGCAUGUUUUUCAUAUUAGAAAGAAACAUAACUAUGGGUUUCUGUUCUGUCAUAAGUAAAUGUUCACUUUUAAGCAUUUGAAAAAAUGUUGAAUCAGUGUUCAAUUUGAUAAAAAAUAAAGAUGAAAAAAGGCCCAAAUUAAGAGGGAUUUUUUCCCCCCAAAUUAAAUACCCUUAUUUUAUACAGGAUAAGAGUAUUAAAAUACUUCUAAAAAAUAAAAAUACUUCUAAAGUGUGAUUAAAGCCAAAUUGUCUAAAUUAAUUUCUUUUAAAUGAUAUUCUUUCUAAAAUUAUAAUUUCUUUUUGUUGUUCCUCAUUCAAGUUAAAUUUAGACUAAUUCAUGCAGUUAUGUGCAUGCAAGCUGCUCAAACAUUGCUGACAAGCACGGAUUAUGAAGGAUGUACAAUGCUAAUAUAGCCCUUUAUAGACAUUUUUGUUUGGUCAGAUGUUUGCUUUAUCAAACAUUUGUUUAAAGCUUUUUAUUCAAUUAUAUUGCACUACAAAGACAAUAGAUAUAUGUCCAAAUAUCUAUUAUAUAGUUUUUUCUCUGAUAUGUUAUGGUGAGCUUUGAAGUAAAAUUGUAUUGUAAAUGUUGAUGUGGGUUAAUCUGAACAUAAUAAAUAAAUAUA